Messenger RNA from Diabrotica balteata, 438 nucleotides. The record is from the annotation of a GenBank genome assembly. NCBI's taxonomy places the organism in Eukaryota, Metazoa, Arthropoda, Insecta, Coleoptera, Chrysomelidae.
AUGGAGCCAAUUAAAAGGUGUGCUAAACAGUCCGAAGAUAAGAAGCCAUUAACAAUAACUAUCACUGCAUGCAAAAAUAAGCACGUUCAUAUCUGUACCCACGAUGAUUGCUGCCCAGAUAUAACCCAACAAGUUAAUAACCUAUUAAAAGAAGUAGAAGCAAGUAAUAACAAAAUAAAAAGUAAAGAAUUCGACACCAAAUCAGAAGAAGCAGAAGAAGUUAAUAAUAAAUCAAUAGAAGAGGAAGAACUCGAUAGCGAAACAGAAGGAGAAGAAGAACCUAAUGACAAAAUAGAAAUAAAAGAAGAAGAAGUUAGUAACAAGACAGAAGAAGAAAUUAGUAACAAAACAGAAGAAGAAAUUAGUAACAAGACAGAAGAAGAAGUUAGCAACAAGACAGAAGAAGAAGUUAGUAACAAGACAGAAUCAAGUAAUUGA